Molecule: messenger RNA, 149 nt
Organism: Racocetra persica
Lineage: Eukaryota; Fungi; Glomeromycota; Glomeromycetes; Diversisporales; Gigasporaceae
Source: the annotation of a GenBank genome assembly
AUUAAGCGUCUUGCUAACGCUAAAACUUGUCACCCUAACAUUAUUAAAUUAUAUGGGAAUUCAGGAGUAUUAUACUGGGAACUUAUAAGUGGAGUUUCACCAUUUUAUAAUCUAAUGAUGAAAAUAAUGGAAAUUGCAAAUAAUGAUAG